This is a messenger RNA of Lepisosteus oculatus (spotted gar), 3470 nucleotides long. The record is from RefSeq and is a predicted model, not a curated record. Lineage: Eukaryota; Metazoa; Chordata; Actinopteri; Semionotiformes; Lepisosteidae.
GGCGCGCAGUCAACGAGUCCUUGUGCUUUCAUGAUUUAAAACAGCUGUUACCAGUGCUGCAGGACUCCCAUUUGCAUGGCUAAAGAGUAAAUGGGAGCGUUCUUAUUUUAAAGCGUUCCUAGGUUAAUUGGCCGACUAAGUCUUGGCUGGGCAGAAAGGGGUGCUUCUAAAAAGUAGGUAUUCGUUUCGCGUCGAGGCGCGGCGUCUGGGGGAGGUCAGUGAGCGCGGCGGCGGCCGCCUGCGCGGCGGGUUCUGUUCCUCAUACAGUACUGAAGCACAAACGGGCUCCAUCUGAACAGGGACCUGCGGGCUGCAUGCGUCUGCUGGAAAAGAGAAGGCACUAAGGGGCAAUAAAAUAACAGCGGGAGACUUUCUGAAUCUCAAGUCUGUUUACGGCUGCAAGCAUGCUUGUAGCCCUCGUGUUAACUCUUCUGCAGGUCCAGUGGGGAAGCUCUCAGCCCUGCUCAAAUGGUUUCUAUCUGGACCGCCGCAGUGGACAAUGUAUAGAUAUCGACGAGUGUCGGGUGAUGCGGGAUGCCUGCCGGGGGGACAUGAGGUGUGUCAACCAGAACGGGGGCUACAUGUGCAUUCCCCGCGAAACACUCAGCAGACCCAACUCCCCUCCCUACUCCGGACUGCCCUACCCAGAUUCCGCGGCGCCCUUCUCCAACCCCUUCGCGCCGCCCCCGGCUCCCGCGCAGCCUCCUAACUACCCCACCUCCGGGAGAGCUCCGAGCUGCCUGCUGGGUUACACGCUCGGGGAAGACGGCCAGUGUGUCGAUAUAGAUGAAUGCAGAUAUGGUUACUGCCAACAGCUGUGUGCCAAUGUACCAGGAUCGUACUCCUGCUCCUGCAACCCAGGCUUCAUCCUCAAUCCUGACAGCAGGACAUGCCAAGACAUAGACGAGUGUGACAGAGAGCAUCCCUGUGGGCACAACUGCUUCAACACGUACGGCUCCUUCCUGUGCAGCUGUGACCCAGGCUUCGAGCUGGCGGCCGACGGCACCACGUGCAACGAUCUGAAUGAGUGUGGUUUCUCGGAGUUUCUGUGUCAGCAUUCCUGUAAGAACACACCUGGAUCCUUCUACUGCGAGUGUCCACCAGGGUAUUUAAUAUAUGAGGACAACCGGAGCUGUGAAGAUAUCAAUGAAUGUGACACUGGUAACAACACCUGUACAACAGCACAAGUAUGUUUCAAUUUCCAGGGAGGAUAUAAGUGCCUGGACCCAAUUAAAUGCGAGGAGCCUUACAUUGAGCUUGGUGAAAACCAAUGCAUGUGCUCAGCGGACAACCCUGCCUGCAGGGACAAGCCCUUCACCAUCCUGUACAAGCACAUGGACAUCACAGCUGGGCGCAGCGUGCCGGCUGACAUCUUCCAGAUGCAGGCGACCUCACGCUACCCUGGGGCCUUCUACAUAUUCCAGAUCAAGUCCGGCAACGACGGGAGGGAGUUCUAUAUGAGGCAAACCAGCAACGUCAGUGCCACGCUGGUCCUGGCUCGACCCAUCAAGGGGCCCAAGGAGCUGGUGCUGGACUUGGAGAUGGUCACCGUCAACAACGUCAUCAACUUCCGAGGCAGCUCCAUCAUCCGCCUGACGAUAUUCGUCUCCGAGUAUUCUUACUGAGCCCCCCACCCCAACGGCCCCCCAGGCAGCUCGUCUUGGCUGUAUGACUCUCCGCACCGACGAUGUCGCCCCACACAGCAAUGCUUUACUGUGACCAGGUAGCAGACGUCCUGCGAGGGUACCAGCACACCUGGUCUUCCCUGUAUCCCGAAAUCCCACUUGCCUCUUCAGGGACACUGUGUGAAUGUGCUGCCUGAUAUGAUCCAUCAAAAAGUGAAAUAUUUAUGAAGCUCCCAUUAAACUACCAUUCAUGUGUGAAUUUUUUGUCUGUUCUUAGGCAUUAGGGGAAGGUUUUUUCCAUUUUGAAUCCGUUUUAGACAUCGUGAAAACUCGUGCCACUGGGUUGUCAGGAUUUUUCAUGGUUUAUUUUUCCCUCUCCCUGCUUUUGAUCAACCUGUGUCAAACCCUGUGGACUUCCAGGAAGUUCAUUACAGAAAUCCCUCGGUUUAAUGGUUGUUGCUUGACAAACUUUGGAUUUUACGGACAAAAUCUGCUAAAAUGGAAUUUUGUCUGUAAGAUCAGAAAAAUCCCAAUAACAGGGAAAGGCACAAAGGUAAAAUAAAUACUACAUAGGUUUAAAAUGCAGGAACAUCACUGGUGCCCUAUAGGGGUAGGUAGCUUGUGUUUCAUGUGCUUUACUGAAUUCUAUACAAUAUAUUUUACAAUAGAUGAAAUAAGAGCUUGUAUAUUUAUGUGAAAAAAAGGCAGGAACAAUUUUCUAACUGAUUAUGAUUUUAACUAUCAUAUAUAAUUAUUACAAAAUGACCCAAAAGAGGUAGAAGGUAUAUAUAUAUUUACUGUAUCUCAUUUAAUAAUGAGUGUUUGGCCCAAAAAAUGUCACUCUUGAUUAAAAGAUAGUUGACAUUAACGGAACCCUUUGCCUCUAUUAGUCAUUUAAACCCAGGGUUUACUGUACUGAAUUGCCUCGUUUUAUGCGUAACAUGGGAGCCUCCAUAUGUUGGAACUGGGCAUCUACUUUCUGAAACUCUUUUGAAUUUCACCAUUUACUGAGUCUUUGAUAUAAUCUAGCGCUCCGCUGUUUAAUUUCUCCAGAUCAGUGAAGAAGGUAACGCAUCUUCUGAAGUAAAGAGAAACCCUACAUUUGCAAAUGUACCUCUCACACAGUGUCUGACCUCGGCGUGUGUGAUCACAGCUGGCAAUAUCAGUCUUUUAAAAUGCGAUCCUAAAUUGAACUGGUGGUACAGUGAGCACAAGCGGCUGAGGGAGAGAGAAGCUACUGAAAGGAAAAGGACUGGCAGAGAAAAAUCGGUCUACAGAGCAGGACUGUGACUCAGCCGAGUGCAUCAGUAAUGUUACUGAGUAUUUGUCCAACGCUCACCAGGCAAUGCCAUAUUAAUCCCACUGUAAUAAGAAAUAUAAUAUACACAUUGAAUAAAGAUGCUUUUGUGCAGGGGUAGUGUAAAUAGUACCUUUGAAUUUACAGCACAGGCAAUUUUACUGAAAAAACUAUUAGCGCAUUUUUGACUUGAAGGUGUCAGAGAAGAGUGUGAGGGGAUGUGUUUAUAUGCUUCACAUUGGGUCAGAUUUUUUAUGUGACUUAGUCUACAGUCCUUUUGACAGCUUCUAACCCAAAUAACCGGUUGGUGUGUGAUUGGGUGGAAUAUACAAUCGAAGAAAAUGUUAAUCACAACAUUUAUGAAGGAUUGGUGUUACUUUCUGAUCCUGACGAGGAUAAAGGCAUCUCCUAUUAACAAAUCAAGAUCUAUUUUCUUUUAAAUUAAAGUUUUCACUUGUUAUUCUUUUCAAUGUCGUGUUUUUUUUUGUAAAGAGCACCAUCAAAUACUUAUAUCUGGGAAAAUAAAAAAGUAUACUUGAUUGUUUAAA